UGGUUUGCGGAGCUGCCAAUCAAAGCAGACAUCCUCUCCUCAGGCUGUGGCUGCGAAACAUCUCAGUUGCUGUGUGGAGAGAUUUGACGGAGGGACACUCCUGUACAUGGACCAUCACUGCGCUGCAAUCCGCCGCCUGCUCACACACACACGCAUGUAAUGCCUCGGUGAAAUCUGGACGUACACGGUGGGAAAAACACGCAUGUGAAUAUUUUAUUUUUGCAUGUCAGGAGGGGAGGAACUAGUCGCCGGGUCCGCGGCUGUUUGUCUUUUCUUAUCGCUUCUCCACCCGUAUGUCACUCUAAUUAAUCGGAGGCAUGUGGAAUCGCACCAGGAUUAGGAAUUGCUUCCCAAUAGUGUGCCUGCUGUUGACGUUAUGGACGGAGGUGUCCCAGUCAACCGGCUAUUUCGAGCUGCAGCUGAUCUCCGUGGAGAAUGUAAACGGCGAGUUGGCGGACGGGGAGUGCUGCGACGGCUCCAGGAGCUCCCAGGACCUGCGCUGCACGCGAGACGAGUGCGACACUUACUUCAAAAUCUGCCUGAAGGAGUACCAGAUGGAGGUCACCACCACCGGCCCCUGCACCUUCGGAGCUGGAUCUACGCAAGUUCUCGGUGGAAAUAUGUUUUCUUUUAAGAACGCAAAGAAUAACCCGAAUAAAAUCGACGAAACUGGCAAGAUUUUGAUCCCCUUCCAGUUCGCCUGGCCGCGGACGUACACGUUGAUUGUAGAGGCCUGGGACUGGGACAACGGCACACGCAACACUGAGGACGAGCUGCUGAUCGAACGCAGCAUACACGCCGGUAUGAUCAACCCCGGUGACCCCUGGCAGACCAUCCUGUAUGACGGGCCGGUGGCUCGCCUCAUCUAUCGUAUCAGAGUCCGGUGUGAUGAUAACUACUAUGGCAACAAGUGCAAUAAGCUGUGUGUUCCUCGUGACAACUACUUUGGGCACUAUCGCUGUGAGCCUUCAGGAGCCCAGGUGUGCCUGAAUGGCUGGAUGGGCCCAGACUGCAGGACAGCAAUCUGCAAGCAAGGCUGCAACCUGUUAUAUGGCAGCUGCUCUGUCCCAGGGGAAUGCAAGUGUCGCUAUGGCUGGCAGGGCCAAUUCUGUGAUGAAUGUGUGCUUUAUCCUGGUUGCGUCCACGGGACCUGCAACAUCCCCUGGCAGUGCAACUGCGAGAGGAACUGGGGAGGCCUGCUGUGUGAUAAAGAUCUGAAUUACUGCGGUCGCCACCAGCCCUGUGUCAAUGGAGGAACCUGCAUGAACACCGAACCAGACGAGUACUACUGCGCCUGUCCACAGGGAUACUCCGGCAAGACCUGUCAGAUAGCCGAGCACGCCUGUGUUUCCAAUCCUUGUACCAGCGGUGGUACAUGCCACGAGGUUCCCACAGGAUUUGAGUGCCAGUGUCCGCCGGGCUGGGACGGUCCGACCUGUGCCAACAAUUUGGACGAGUGUGCCUCCAGUCCAUGUGCUCAGGGUGGAACCUGUGUCGACCUGGAGGAUGGCUUUGAAUGUGUGUGCCCUCCACAAUGGGAGGGAAAGACCUGCCAGAUAGAUGCAAAUGAGUGUGCCGAAAAGCCCUGUGUGAACGCUUACUCUUGCAAAAAUUUGAUUGGCGGAUAUCACUGCGACUGUUUUCGGGGAUGGUCCGGACAAAACUGUGACAUCAACAUCAACGGCUGCCAUGGUCAGUGCCAGAAUGGAGCAACAUGCAAGGAGGGCCCCAGGGGAUACCACUGCCAGUGUCCUCCAGGUUUUGUGGGCACUCACUGUGAAAUCCAGAGGAAUAAGUGUGAUAGCAGACCUUGCCAGAAUGGCGGCCAGUGCCACGCAGUGUUGGACGGCUUUGUUUGUCAGUGCCCAUCAGACUUUGCUGGACAGCUGUGUGAGAUCUCUAGCUGGUCCCCCUCAGAUGCUUGUGAUCCAAACCCUUGUGAGAAUGAGGCCAAGUGCCACAGCAUGGACCAGGACUUCUACUGUGCAUGUCCUGAAGGCUAUGAGGGAAAGAAGUGCGAACAGCUCAAGGAGAACUGCCAAACCACCCCGUGUCAAGUCAUUGAUAGCUGCACUAUUGCUAUAGCGACCAAUGACUCAGCUGGAGUGCGGCACAUCUCCUCCAACGUCUGUGGUCCACGAGGACGCUGCAUCAGCCAGCCACCGGGCAACUUCACCUGCGUGUGUGAUCCGGGUUUCAGUGGCAUCUACUGUCAUGAAAAUAUUAAUGACUGCAUCAACAACCCCUGUGAAAAUGGAGGCACCUGCAUUGAUGGAGUGAACUCCUUUCAGUGCUUCUGUCCUGAUGGCUGGGAGGGUCGACUCUGCGACCUCAAUGUCAAUGAGUGCAUACACAACCCGUGUAAGAAUGGCGGACGUUGCAUUGACCUGGUGAACGACUUCUACUGCGAGUGUAUCAACACCUGGAAGGGCAAGACCUGCCAUUCCCGCAAGAGCCAGUGUGAUACAACCACCUGCAGUAAUGGAGGCACCUGCUACGACCACAAGGAUGUCUUCCGCUGUGCCUGCCCACCUGGCUGGGGAGGAAACACAUGCAACACAGCCAAAAACAGCACAUGUGCCUCCAGUCCUUGUUCCAAUGGUGGAACCUGUGUGGGAGGAGGAGACACCUUUACCUGCAUCUGCAAAGAGGGCUGGGAAGGCCCCACCUGUGGCCAAAAUAUAAACGACUGCAACCCUCAUCCUUGUUAUAAUGGCGGUAUCUGUGUGGAUGGAGUCAACUGGUUUCGGUGCGAGUGCGCUCCCGGUUUCGCCGGACCAGACUGCCGAAUCAACAUAAACGAGUGCCAGUCUUCACCCUGUGCCUACGGCGCCACCUGUGUGGACGAGAUCAACGGUUUCCGCUGUAUCUGUCCACUUGGUAGAACUGGAGCCCGAUGCCAAGAGUUCAUAGGUAUUGGGAAGACUUGCCACUAUGCUGGGCUGCAGUUUCCCCAUAGCAGCCGCUGGGAGGAAGAGUGCAACAGCUGCCGUUGCAUCAGUGGCAAAGUGGAAUGUACAAAGGUGCUGUGUGGUCGUCGUCCCUGCCGGCUCCUGUCAUCAGGCCAGGACCAAAGACAGCAGUCCUGUCCGGCUGGACGAGAGUGUCUGGAGCACAGCUACCUCACAUGCUUCUCCCCCCCGUGCCAUCAGUGGGGGGUUUGUUCCAUGGCUGGACCCUCCUCUCCACAAGCAACCACCAAGUGCCAGCCAAACAGUGGACAUUUGGACAACAGCUGUGGCCGCAUAACACUCGUUUUCAGCAGAGACAAAGUACCAACAGGAACAACAGUGGAGAACAUCUGCUAUGAGCUGAGGUAUCUUCCUGACACCCGAAGCUUGGCAAAAGACCACGCCCUUCUCUUGCUGUGUGAUCUCUCUCAUUUGAAUCAGGAUGCUGUAGAGGUGGCUAUAUCUUUCCAGCCAGAGGAUCUACCAGAUCACAGUCUGAUCCAGGAGGCAGCCAGCGCCAUAGUGGGCAGCUUGUCCAAGCGGCACAACAGCACCAUCAUGCUGGCAGUAAUUGAGGUCAAAGUGGAAACACAGGUCAUGCCCCCCUCAGUGGCAGAUUACCUGGUACCUCUACUAUGUGUGGUCUUCUGCUUGCUCUGCCUCUUCUGCAUCAUUGUAUGCGUUUGGUGGACGCGCAAACGGAGAAAAGAGCGUGAGAGGAACGCACGAUCAGGCGGUGAUGACAGCGUGAACAACCAGUGGGAGCCACUUCGGCUCGUUGUGGGACGUCAGCAGCAACAGCAGCUGAAAGAAAGCAACAGGGAGGCUGAGCAGGAGCGCAAAAAGCUCAUGGGCCCCUCCUAUCGGACGUGUGAGGAGGAGGAGGAGGAGGAGGAGGAGGAGACGGAAGGCGAGCUUGAGCUCGAGGAGGAGUGUGGUGGAGCAGAGGCAGGAAAGCAGCCAGUUAGUAAGUACUCUAAGACUGCAGUGCAGUCCAGUGGGGGAGUGAUCUGUACCCUGCACAGCUCCAGUUCACCCCUCAAAGCGCCCCACCGGACCCCAGGCUACAGCCCCAAAGACAACCGCUGGAAAAAAGUCAGUGCCGCCUUGAAAGGUCAAAAAGACCUCAGAGACCAUUGUGUAUAAGAAAUUUAAACAAAGGAAGUGAGAGAAGCUGCAAGGCAGCGACUAUUCUUAUUUUUGGACUACUUUUGGGAAGAAAAAAAGGCUUUGUGUUUUAAUAAGCCGUUCUUUGCUUUGUUUAUGUUUUUGUCAGUGUCACCUGAAAUGAUUUUUGGUUCAGGAGGCUAGAGCACAGUGAACAUCAUUUUUUGCUUCUGUUCACUUAUUUUUCUUUAAUUAUGUACAGAAGGAGCUGAAAUGUACAAUUUUUCAGGAGGCAAAAGAAGCUCCCUGCAAUUUUUGUUUUAUGGAAUUGUACCAUUAAAAUAACGAUGAAUCAUCGAAAAAGACAACCUGUAUAAAGAUUUUUUUUUUUUGUUUACAGAUGAUUAUGAUUUUGUUAAAUUGUCAGCGGGCUUCUGUUCAGUGUCUGUGGGGGGACAGAUACACAUUAAAGGGACAGUCAAGGAAGGAUUUUGAGGGAAAUGGACUGUUGCAGCCACAGUAAGAGGAAACCCUCUCUUUGCUCUGUCUUUCCGGCUUUGACCACCGAUCCACCUGUGGCCAUCAUGCUCCAGCCUUACCAAAACGCUUGGCCUGGAGGGGAGAGGGGACAGAAACCCCAGUGCCUACUAUGUGGCCUUCCAUUUUUUUUUCUCCUGUCUCUCAGUUGUCUUGGCUGAAAGCUCUGUUAGAAGAUUUUUUGCAGUAUUUGAGUUGGUACCAAGUGCCUUUCUAAGAGCCGUGUUGGGGCUCCAAGUCGCGCUGCCCUGUUUGACCUCCUUGUUCUCAAAUCUCAAAGGGAUAUAAGUGUACAUUUAGAGUUCAAUUUCACAGCAACGCCAUUCAAGGUAUUUGAUCAAAACAGAAAUGAAUACACUGUACAUAUGUGUAAAUACUAAAGGAGUCGCUGUGUAUAUUUGAAAUAAGUAACUUAAAGACAAGUCACACAUUUUUAUUAUUAUUAAUGUUAUUAUUAUUAUUAUGAUUAAUAUUAUUAUUUUAUUUUUACAAUGCCAUUCCUUUUAUUUAUGCCAGUCGAAAUAGGCACGUUUUUAUAACACUUCAUAUUCAGAGUCCCACAGUUAAUCUUUACAAUGAGGUACCACCUAUGAAGGAUUUUCUGGAGGGGUUAUAAAUGGUUUAUCAUGAGGACGCAUUUCUUUUUUCUUUUUUUUUUGUCGCGAACUGUCACAUCAACAGUUGUGGCUUCGUCUUUAGUGCUUUUUUUUAGUUAAGCAAAGUAAAUCAGUGAUGCUUUUCAACUUCAAGAUUAUGCCCUUAUCAUAAAAUAACUGUCAUCAGGACAACAAAACAUUGCUAUUCCAUUUACAAUUUAGAUGAUACAUGACUAGAUCUGGUCUCAAUCUUCAGUUUCCUUGUUACUGUCUUCUACCAGCAUGACAAAAUUAACCACAUCUCUUGGUCUCAGUCAGCAGUAGUUUGACGUCAGAAUUUAUGACCUGGAUAGUUUUGGGUUGCAGAUAAAUCCCAAUACUUUUGCACAAUUUUCUCUAUUGAAGGAAACCUUUUAUUAGUAUCAAGAAGAUUUAUAAAUGAUUCAUGUGUUCUUAGUAUUUCAUAAUUGCAUUGAAAAACAGGAGAAACAUUUUUAACAUGGUCAUAUUUAAAGGGGAAGUCAAAACUGUAUCAAAUAAGGCAGAAAACUGCUGCCACACUGCUCUUUAGAGACAAAAACUUCCAAACAAGUUGCCCUUAUGGCCACGCCUCAAUCAGUGAUGUCACACUAGGUCUUUUGCCUGGUAGCUAAUGAAGAACGUCUACUGUGGCAUCACAAAUAGGGGUGUGGCCAGAAUUGCAACUUUCUCCUGAUUUUCUGCCCGUAGAAAUCAGAGCUUCUACAUUAUUUGUUCCAGUCGUUUACCCUUUGACUCUAGUCAUUUCUAUUAGAGGUAUCACUGAUUUUGGUUUUGAUUUGGUUUUAAAAUUUAAAAAAAAAAAAUCAACAGUAGCUUUUGGCAGACAGUGUUGCAAAGCUGACAACAUUAUAGCCUUAAAAAGUUCUCAAACCAUUUCUAAACCCAUCACAAACCCUUUUAUUUCAGGUGCCUUAAUGUAAUGAGUAAUGCAUUAUUUGUGUAAUCAAUGGUCAUCUUUUUAUGUUGGUUUGUUUUCACUAUUAAGGAAAGUAACUCUUUAAAACAUUGUGUGGUGUAUAGUGGCGUGUUUUAUUCGCCUGAGUAAAGUGCUCUCCUUGUCUCACUUUGCUAUCAUGGAGAUUUCUGAAAUAAAACACUUGAUGGAGGAUAAUAAAAAAACAGUCCACCAUGGCUCUUUUGAGUGGAUGUCAGUAGGUCAAAUGUGGACAUCAUGCAUUCGCUUCAUGUUUGGUUUAAAGGCUUUAAUGAAGGGAACAAUAUUUGCAGAUGUUUUUGCUACCAUGCAGAUGUGUUUUUUUUUUUUUUUUAAGUUACCAACUCAGUUCAAAAUGACCCCUUUUCUUAUCAUUUCAUUGUCUCAAAUCGCCAUCGUAUUUUCUGUAAAUGGGACGCAGCAAAAUAAAGAAUUAAAGAUGCAUCACUGCUGGUGUUAAAAGCUGAAUAUGCAUAUUGUAUACAUUUUAUUCUACAAGGGACAAUAGUUAAUUUUAUACAAAGUGAUAAGGUUUCCAUUCUUUUAGUGGAUGUUUCAUUGUUCUAAAUAAUCAUCCCACUUAUUUAUUAAAGCAGUUUUGACACAUCUUGA
Molecule: messenger RNA, 6779 nt
Organism: Siniperca chuatsi (mandarin fish)
Lineage: Eukaryota; Metazoa; Chordata; Actinopteri; Centrarchiformes; Sinipercidae
Gene: jag2b
Product: jagged canonical Notch ligand 2b
Exons: 26
Coding region: 318-4097 (1259 amino acids)
Biological process (GO): cell communication; multicellular organism development; Notch signaling pathway
Cellular component (GO): membrane
Molecular function (GO): Notch binding; calcium ion binding
Source: RefSeq, a predicted model, not a curated record